Messenger RNA from Oryza sativa Japonica Group (Japanese rice), 1724 nucleotides. Its product is annotated as desmethyl-deoxy-podophyllotoxin synthase. The record is from RefSeq and is a predicted model, not a curated record. Lineage: Eukaryota; Viridiplantae; Streptophyta; Magnoliopsida; Poales; Poaceae. Gene Ontology annotation, molecular function: monooxygenase activity; oxidoreductase activity, acting on paired donors, with incorporation or reduction of molecular oxygen; iron ion binding.
AAGAACUUCUCCCUAUUUAUACCAUUUCCAUGAAGUGCUCGACAGCUCAAACCAUGGCCAUGGUGCAAGACAUCACCGGCUACCUGUGCCUCUCCUUGGCUCUCCUCUUGCUCACUCUCGUCCUCCACAAGGUGGCGAGGAAGGCGACCGGUAAUGGCGCCGGCAAGCCGAGGCUUCCGCCGGGGCCGUGGCGGCUGCCGGUCAUCGGCAACCUCCACCAGGUCGCGAUGGGCGGCCCGCUCGUCCACCGCACCAUGGCCGACCUGGCGCGCCGGCUGGACGCGCCGCUCAUGUCGCUCAGGCUCGGCGAGCUCCGCGUCGUCGUCGCCUCAUCCGCCAACGCCGCCAGGGAGAUCACCAAGACGCACGACGUCGCGUUCGCGACGCGGCCGUGGACCUCCACCAUCCGCGUCCUGAUGAGCGACGGCGUUGGGCUGGUGUUCGCGCCCUACGGCGCGCUGUGGCGGCAGCUCCGCAAGAUCGCCGUGGUGGAGCUCCUCAGCGCGCGCCGCGUCCAGUCGUUCCGCCGCAUCCGGGAGGACGAGGUCGGCCGCCUCGUCGCCGCCGUCGCCGCCGCCCCGGCGGCGCAGCCCGUGAACGUCAGCGAGCGGAUCGCGGCGCUCAUCUCCGACUCGGCGGUGCGCACCAUCAUCGGCGACCGGUUCGAGAGGCGGGACGAGUUCCUGGAGGGUCUCGCCGAGGCGAUCAAGAUCACCUCCGGGUUCAGCCUCGGCGACCUGUUCCCGUCGUCGAGGCUGGCCAGCUUCGUCGGCGGCACGACGCGGCGGGCGGAGGCGAACCACCGCAAGAACUUCGAGCUGAUAGAGUGCGCUCUGAGGCAGCACGAGGAGCGGAGGGCCGCCGGCGCCGUGGACGACGACGAGGACCUCGUCGAUGUGCUUCUCAGGGUUCAGAAGGAUGGGAGCCUCCAGAUGCCUCUCACCAUGGGCAAUAUCAAAGCCGUCGUCCUGGAACUUUUUGGUGCUGGGAGCGAGACAUCAGCUAAUACACUUCAAUGGGCGAUGACUGAGCUCAUAAUGAAUCCAAGAGUGAUGCUGAAGGCACAAGCUGAGUUAAGUAACGUCAUCAAAGGAAAGCAAACGAUAUCUGAAGAUGACUUAGUUGAAUUGAAGUACUUAAAACUUAUUAUCAAAGAGACCUUAAGGUUACAUCCUGUAGUGCCACUACUUCUCCCUAGGGAAUGUCGGGAGACAUGUGAGGUCAUGGGUUACGAUAUCCCCAUAGGUACUACUGUGCUUGUUAACGUAUGGGCAAUAGGUAGAGAUCCUAAGUAUUGGGAGGAUGCUGAGACAUUCAUACCUGAACGAUUUGAGGAUGGCCAUAUAGACUUCAAAGGAACAAACUUUGAAUUUAUACCGUUUGGAGCUGGACGAAGGAUGUGCCCUGGCAUGGCAUUUGCAGAAGUAAUCAUGGAGCUCGCUCUAGCCUCAUUGCUUUACCACUUUGAUUGGGAGCUCCCUGAUGGCAUCUCGCCAACCAAGGUGGACAUGAUGGAGGAGUUGGGUGCUACAAUUCGAAGAAAGAACGAUCUUUACCUUAUUCCUACUGUCCGUGUGCCUUUGUCAACUGUCUUAUAGUUGUUUACACUUAUAAAUAGUAUGUUUGUCUCGUAUGUACGUGUCUAAAUGAUAAGCUAUGUAACUUUUGAUGAUGUGUACUCCUACUUCCUAUCCUACCUAUUAUAAAUUAUUAUUUAAGUUUAA